GCCUCAUCAUCCAAGAACGCAAGCCUCCAUCCAAUCCAGGUCCUAAAACCCUAGAGGAGAGGAGCCGCCGUCGCCGCCGCCGCCGCCGCCGCCGCAGAGCAGCAGCAGCUUCCGUAUCCGCCGCCUCCGCAGCUCAGGAGUGGACGGGCGAUGCCGAAAUCCAAGCGCAACCGCCCAGUGACCUUAUCAAAGACCAAAAAGAAGCCUGGUUUAGAGCGCAAGGGCAAAGUAGUCGCCGAGAUCAAAGAUGCUAUCGACAAAUACAGCAGUGCCUAUGUUUUCACCUAUGAUAACAUGAGGAAUCAGAAGCUCAAGGACCUCAGGGAGCAGCUCAAAUCUUCUAGCAGGAUAUUUCUUGCUGGAAAGAAGGUUAUGCAGAUAGCGUUGGGGCGUUCACCUGCUGAUGAAGCUAAAACAGGCCUCCACAAACUUUCCAAGUUCCUUCAAGGCGACUCUGGUCUGUUCUUCACCAAUCUUCCAAGGGAUGAUGUUGAGAGGAUGUUUCGAGAAUUUGAGGAGCAUGAUUUUGCAAGGACAGGAAGUACUGCCGCAGAGACGGUGGAGCUUAAAGAAGGUCCUCUGGAACAGUUCACACAUGAGAUGGAGCCAUUUCUACGGAAGCAAGGACUUCCAGUUCGCUUGAACAAAGGUGUUGUAGAGUUGGUUGCAGACCAUGUAGUUUGUGAGGAAGGAAAGCCCCUUUCACCAGAAGCAGCACAGACUCUGCGGUUGCUUGGAAUACAGAUGGCAACAUUCCGUCUAUACCUUGUGUGCCGCUGGUCGUGUGAUGACUUUGAAGUUUACAAAGAAGGCUUGAUGCACCUAGGAGCUGAUGAUUCCUCUUAAGCUUGUGUUUCCUGUAUACAAGGGCACACUUUUCUGUCUUGACUUGGACAGUGUUUGGUAGUCUGUGUGUGGCCAUGUACCAGUGAGGGUUGGAAAUUAGGAAGAUGCUAUCUGCAGAAAUUUUGCUAGUGUAUUUCCUCAUUCUGUCCCAUCUUUACUCAACCGUUGAAAGGUGUAAGCUGAUUCGUAUAUCAUAUCUCAAAGAUGACAGUUACGAGGUUGAUCAAUUGGUAACCUACUCUUGUAAGGAAUUGAUUCUCUCCAUGCGAUUGUUUUUGUUAGAUUCAGUGGGUAUUUGUAUGUGCGGCAGAGGGUUGAACCUAAAGCAAUUGUCUGGUUUCAGUUUUCUGAAUUCGGUUUACUUGUUGAAACUGAAUGUAGCUCAAUGGUAAAUGCUGAA
Sorghum bicolor (sorghum) is the source of this 1246-nucleotide messenger RNA. RefSeq names its product mRNA turnover protein 4 homolog. The transcript is spliced from 8 exons. The record is from RefSeq and is a predicted model, not a curated record. Gene Ontology annotation, cellular component: nucleolus; preribosome, large subunit precursor. Bases 151 to 846 code for a protein of 231 amino acids. Gene Ontology annotation, biological process: nuclear-transcribed mRNA catabolic process; ribosomal large subunit biogenesis; rRNA processing. Gene Ontology annotation, molecular function: RNA binding. NCBI's taxonomy places the organism in Eukaryota, Viridiplantae, Streptophyta, Magnoliopsida, Poales, Poaceae.